Messenger RNA from Agrilus planipennis (emerald ash borer), 2356 nucleotides. Its product is annotated as protein asteroid. Gene Ontology annotation, molecular function: nuclease activity. The record is from RefSeq and is a predicted model, not a curated record. The coding region runs from base 81 to 2336 and encodes 751 amino acids. NCBI's taxonomy places the organism in Eukaryota, Metazoa, Arthropoda, Insecta, Coleoptera, Buprestidae. The transcript has 2 exons.
UUGACAGUCCUGACCUUGAUUAGAAACAUAACCUCGAAACUUUUCGAUGAAUAUAACCUAUGAAACCAGAAGUUUUAUAAAUGUUAAUAUUAUUAAUAAAGAAAAGUUUUUAUCAAGACAAAAGUACAAUGGGCGUGAGAGGCUUAACUGCAUUUAUUUCGCAAAAUUGUGAGAAGUAUCACGAAGACAUUCAAUUACACGAUACCGAACUGAUAAUUGAUGGAAAUAACAUUGCAUGCCAACUGUAUAAGUGGCACUGUACAAAAAACGAUUGCUUUGGAGGAGACUACGACAAGUUUGCUGAAGUUAUAUACAAUUUCUUUGAUAUAUUAAAGGUAUGUAACGUUACACCUAUCAUAAUUUUUGAUGGUGGUUACGAAAAUCGCAAACUCAAAACAGUCUUUAGGAGGAUGGUAAACAAAGUAAAAGAAGGAAGGCAUCUAAAUAGUUGUAAUCAAAGCAGUGGUACAUUUCUUCCCCUAUUUGUACGAGAAGUGUUUACUGAUAUUACAAGGAGAUUGGAAUUGAAAUGUGCACGCACUGAUUUUGAAGCAGAUUAUGAAAUGGCUUGUUUAGCUCACAACCUUUCAUGUCCUCUAUUAAGUUACGAUUCGGAUUUUUACGUUUUUGAUAUUCUUUAUAUACCCUUUACAACUUUUCCUAUGAAUACUUCUAAACUAAAAUCAUCCUCAACAACGACCAAGCAUUGUAUUAAAUGCCAAUGUUUCAAGGUAGACAAAUUUCUAAAGUCGGUUGGUGGUAUGCCAAAAUCAAACCUGCCUUUACUUGCAACCUUACUGGGCAAUGAUUAUAUUAAGAAAAGUGUUUUUGAAAAGUUUUAUUCUCAGCUAAAAUUAGUAAAUUCAAGAAAUUCACAAAGUAUGCAGCAAAGAAGAAUUAGUAGUGUUGUAAAAUGGUUACAAACUGAAAGUAUAGAAUCAGCAGUCAGAAAGAUCUUACUUCAAAUAAAGAAAGAGAAAAGAAAAUCAGUCUCUGAAAAAAUUAAAUUCAUAGUCAAUGGUUAUAAAUUUGAAGAGGAAACUAAAGUUGAUGUAUUAAAAGUUGUAUCAGAUUUAGAAAAAAAUCCUGAAAAUAUUGAGGAAGAAGUAGAGGAGAAACAUUCAGAAUCUGAAUCAGACACAUCAUCAGAAUCAGAAGACAAUAUUGAUGUAUCAAUUUCAUUUAAUUUAUCUACAGAAAAUGAUAUUCCUGAUUGGUUUCUGGAAAGGUAUAGAAAGCUUUGCUAUCCAUCUGCCUUUAUGGACAUCUUAACAAGAAACACCAUAUUUUGUACUCCACAGAUUGAAAACUACUACAAUAGCUGUUCACAUUAUAUAUCUGUACCCAUUUUAUCUGCAAUUCAUAAAAUUUUAACUUCAGGGAAAGUUCAGACGUUUAUAUUCAUUACAAGAGGAGACAACAUGGCUAUUAAAAGAAAUGUAGGACCUUACUGUAAUCUACAUGUGCCAAUUUUAGAAGAAUUACAACAUAUUCCAUCCACAUCAAGUAUCAAAUAUAUUUUAGAAAUUUUAAAUUUUAAUUUUGAUGAUGUUAAUGAAAACUUAAAACCUAUUCCUAAUUCGUGGAAAUUAUUUUUUAUUGCAGUAGCCUACUGGGGCAAAGCAUUAUCUGAAAAAGUCACAUAUGGGCAUAUUUAUUCCUUAAUUUUAUGUACAAUAGUAUUAAAUUGUAUAGAUCCCCAUAUAGGAUUUUACAGGUCGACAGCAAAAUUUAUGAAAGUUCUAAAUAAAGCAGUACCUGAAUAUCAGCAAAUUAAAAUUAAGGAGGAACAUUGUAGUUCUGACAUUUUUAAUUUUUUCGACACUUUAACGAAAAAGGAACUGUUUAUGUGUAUGAAAACUUUGAUUCCUUAUUUUCAAAUGGAACCAAGAAUGGCAUCUAGCUCAAAAUUGUUUGAUAUCGAAAUUGUAGAUACGUUUGCUCAUCUCCAGAGUAUUGUCUUGUAUACGAAAUAUCUAAAUAUUUUACUUCAAUGUCCAUUUCCUGAUUUGAUAAUAUCAGAUUAUUUUGAUGGGACGUUUCUUUAUAACAUGACUGUUAAUUUAACUCGAAGAAACAGUAUUAAAUCCUAUCUUGCUGUUUUAUUAAAAGAUUGCCCAAAUGUUUUAAAAGCAGUGGAAAUGAUGAGUGAGAACGUAUUUAAUUUGGUAAAAUGUGAUUUGAAAAAUGUGAUUCAUACAAAGAAACGUAGAAGGAAACACAAAAAUAAAACUGUACAAAUAUGUAGUGAUGACAAUAUAGAAAGUAAUUAUUUAGAUGAAACAGAUAGUUUUGUUGAUGUGAAUAAUAAGUUUUCUUUAUUACAAGUUAUUUGAAUAAACCAGAACUCAAUGUG